AUGCUGAUGCUGCGAGUCUGGUACCUCUUCCGCGCCAGCGUGCCUGCACGUCUGUUCGCCGUCUUCAUUUCCGCUUCCUGCCAAAUCGCCGCCUUCGCGAUUCUAGGAGUAAUCUAUAACGACCUCAACGCCAUUUCGUUCGACCUCCCCGGUUUCGAGCUUGAAGGCUGCUUGGUUCCCGCUCCAACGAACCUCUGGAGGCUUUGGGUCCCGCCGUUGAUCCUGCAUACCCUGCUAUACGUAUUUACUGCCGUGCAGGCGGUACUGAGGCGCAAUAUGUACGGGAAGCGGAAUGUAGUGCUCGAUAGACUUCUGAGAGACGGAGGUAUACUGUAUCUAGCUGUGCUCGGUAUUUACUCUCCCGAUAUUUCAUCUUUGUCCUCGAAUGUUGACCGUGAAAUAGUCACCAUCGGAUUUUGCGCUAUUGGGUCCACCACAAAAAAUCCUUCCGUAUCCAUUUCCGCUGUUUAUUCCAACGUGAUGAUCGGCCUUGUCUCAGUGUGCAUGUCACGUGUGAUGUUCAGCAUUCACUCCCUCGCAGAAAACCUCAAUUGCGAUCCCGACUGGCUGCUCAACCAUGUAGAACUCAGCCGGGUCAACUGGAAGAAGGGAUCGACGGACGGCGAGCUGGUGGUGGAGAUGGACGUGGUAGAAGCAACAGAGGAUCCCGAGUACGGUCACCGCUUUGCCGUGAGGACAACGAGGGUCGGCACGACGCCCGAGCCGGAUUACGAGCCGCCGUUUUUGGUUAUGGCAUGA
Molecule: messenger RNA, 759 nt
Organism: Gloeophyllum trabeum ATCC 11539
Lineage: Eukaryota; Fungi; Basidiomycota; Agaricomycetes; Gloeophyllales; Gloeophyllaceae
Exons: 4
Coding region: 1-759 (252 amino acids)
Source: RefSeq, a predicted model, not a curated record